AUGAUUGCUACCAUAUCCACUGACCAUGAGGAUACAUCGAGCAAAGACCGAAUUGGAAACGUCUAUGCCGCUCUUGCACGGACAGCCACCCGGAGUCUGGCGCUAUAUUUUUCUAGGCCUGUUCGCCUCUUCCGGCCUUCGAAAGUAAGCGGAUGGCACUCUCUGAAAGGUCUCGCCUUGCAACAUGGUUCUUCGUUGAAUCUGGGAUACAUACGGUUGUUGGUCAAAGACCAUGGUAUUAUGGUAAUACCGAAACACCUUGUUCCACCAAUGGUGGUGAACGCACUCCUAGGUGCGGUGCUCUGGUCGACUUAUUCCGAAGCAUCCGCCGUUCUUUCACCGUACUUAAAUACACACCCCACGACUCUGGCUGCUACGGCAGGCGCCAUUUCUGGGGCUACACAGGCUUUGAUCGCCGCUCCAGCUGAGAAUGUGAGACUCGUUAUUGAAGGGGGUGCUGGUGGGCAUGGGUGGUCUCACGCCUGGAAGGAGGUAUUCAGAGGCACACAGGUUGUAGGACACACGAAGCGUCGGCAAAUAGAAGAUAUACGCCAAGUAAGGUAUUGGAUGAAAGAAGUCGGCGAUAUGGCUGGUAGAGGCUGGGAUGGCUGGGGUUGGGGUUGCGCUAAAGACGCUUGUGGCUUCGCAGCGUUCUUUACAAUGUUCGAAAUAACACGACGCACAGCUACCCAGGUCGAGAACAAGUCUCGGGAUUUUGCGGCACGAUGGGACGAUAUAUCUGAUAAGCCCCGCGCUUCUUUCGUCCACCACAUUCCCCGAAUACUCCAUGGGGUCACUCUGGUCACAGGCGGCGCUUUGGCUGGACUUGCGUAUGAAUACGUCAGUCGUCCUUUCGAUGCUGCCAGAAAGGCAGUUAAAAUAGAGGGUGUAAUCCACCCGGGCGAAAGGUAUUCCCCAUGGCAGGCUCUCAUACGUAAAUUCCGGGACGACGGACUCCCGUAUUUUUUUCGUGAUCCAGCAGCAAGUCAUUUCGAACAUAAUAGCGGCACUCAUCACAAAUACAAACGCCUCGCCUCCAUGCUCAGAAUUCUCGGUCGUGUUGGUCCAUGGGGGGUUGGGUUCUUGGUGUGGGAGGCAUACGGACCGAGCAUAACAUCAUGA
Pleurotus ostreatus (oyster mushroom) is the source of this 1122-nucleotide messenger RNA. RefSeq lists its product as uncharacterized. Bases 1 to 1122 code for a protein of 373 amino acids. Lineage: Eukaryota; Fungi; Basidiomycota; Agaricomycetes; Agaricales; Pleurotaceae. Gene Ontology annotation, molecular function: L-ornithine transmembrane transporter activity. Gene Ontology annotation, biological process: mitochondrial L-ornithine transmembrane transport. The record is from RefSeq and is a predicted model, not a curated record. The transcript is spliced from 5 exons.